AUGUGGGAUGUAAGGCUCCUAAAUCGAGACGAAAUUCGCUCAUCCACGUUCUACGGUAGCGGCUUUGGCGCGGAGUACCACUCGACCGCUUUCGACGAGGAGUACACCAGCGCUGCCCGGGCGCCGGCGCCGGACAAGGCGCAUAUGGUCUACCGGGCAUGCAGAAUUCUUGCCUCGGGAGCCGAGGUAGCUCUGGCGAAGCCAGUCUCUACCUUUACCUCGGACAUCAAAAGAAUUUUUGGAACGGGAGGUGUUCGUGGUCGCGCGUCAGCCAUACCAGAGUCGGAACUCCAGUACGACCUGAGGUGGUUACAAGAUCCGCGCGAACUUAUGGGCGAUCUAUUUUGCAGGAUCCACGCCACGCUCAUCCGUCAAGAGGUGUCUCUCAACAAAUUUCACCUGAUGCUGUGGAUUUCUACCAUGAUAUUCGCCGAAAAUUCCAGCGACUCAAUGGUGCAGUUGUUGCUGUCGUUCGCGUCCCUUUCCGCCACACGACAGGUUCAGGCUCCAGAUGCUUCGCGGUUUCUGCUUCACAAAAGCCCAAAACCACUCAAGGCAGAUCUCAAGAACAUCGGGAAGGAGGCAUACGUUGAUUUCACGGCAAGCCCAGAGGCUCAAAGGCCGGACCGCCCUGGCGAGACUCGCAAGGCUGCCAAUACUCGCCGACGAAAUACCUUCAAGGAGAAGCAGAAAGAAGUUCUUGAAAAUUUCGCGGUGUUUAUGGCUGAUCAGUGGUAUGACAACCGUCUCGCGCCUCCGACGUUCUCACUGGAUGCUUCUUUCGCGCAAUACAUUGGCCACGAGGGCGCCGUCGCAGCCACACACCGCUUGUUCAAGACCUGCAUAGCGAACGGCCGCUUUCUCAAGUUUGUUGCGGACCUGAAAGAAAUCAUUAGGCGAGCGGAGCUCCUUGACUGUGCCGAAGUGCCGUCUCCUCGUUUGCUUCCACCGAGCACGCCUGACUUGCAGGAGACUGAGAGAUGCGUCAGUAUUCUCAGCGCACUCAAGCAGGCUGUGGUGAUUCGGUUCUCAAGAACUGAACUUCCAUGUCUCUCCCAGAGACUACUCAAGGAAGUUCAGCACCCGGUGAGCCCAAGCCUAUCUGGUCUUCGGGCUCUGGUCAUGCAGCGGAUAGCGUCAACUCAGCUUACAUGCUAUGUGACCGAGCUGCAACGGAGUAUCUCCUCCCUCGGAGACUACACGGAGUCUCACAACCUGGUGUUGCCAGCACUGGGAAUUGAGAAGGUUUUGCUGCAUCAUUUCAAAGACUGCAAGCAGCGCUUCGACUCAGCUAUGGAUGCUGUGGUCAAGGCCAUUGGCAAGAACCAGCGGCUUAGAAACGACCAACAUUCGUCUGUGAACAUCGUGGCUACUACCCAUCACUGGCCGAGAGUGACACUGGCGAUCAUUUUGGAGCAGAUUAACCGCCAUAAUCGAAGCUCCCUUCCCGGCGACUGGAUGCAGCGAAUUGUCGACCUCGGGCAAAAGUUGACAUGCCUCCAGCAGGCAGGUCGUUUACUUCAAAUGUCAAGCCGCGAAACUGCUCUUAUUGAAGAACUUCGAAACCAGGUUCGCCGGAAUUGGUCACCUGAGAAGCAUCCUGAUACGCUGCUCCUCGAGAUUGAGGGCGGGUUUCGUGUCCGGCAUGCGCAAGAAGAUAUAGCACGUCUCAUGAGAACUCCGCCCAAGGGAGAGAACGCAGUCCUUCAGCUCAACAUGGGCGAGGGAAAAUCAUCUGUGAUCAUUCCCAUGAUUGUCACCAGGAUUGCGAAAGGGCGAACUCUCACCCGAGUGAUCGUCGCAAAGCCGCAAUCUCGACAAAUGCUCGAGAUGCUCAUGUCUUCACUUGGCGGCUUGGUUUCACGGCGUGUCUAUCAUAUGCCAUUCUCGAGAGGUCUGGCUGUGGGAGAGGAAGAGAUUCUCACCAUUCAACGAAUUUUCUCAGAGUGCAGAAAGUCUGGUGGUGUCCUGCUAGUCCAGCCAGAGCACGUCCUAUCACUUCAAUUGCUGGCUAUCGAAAUGCUCCUUAGUCCCAGGCUGAAGCUGCGGGCCUCUAGCAGGUCGCGCCGACAGACGGAUGGCCAAGCGGUUGCAGAACCGGAGAAAACUGGAGCAGAUAUUCAGCAGCUGCUGUUGGAUAUACUGAACUUCUGCAAUGCGCACAGCCGAGACAUUGUGGAUGAGUCCGAUGAAAACUUUUCACCGAAGUUUGAGCUCAUCUACACUAUGGGCAAACAAGAGAUCCUUGAAUUUGCGCCUGACCGGUGGCUCAUUAUUCAGGAAGUCCUUUCCCUGGUUGCAAAGCUUGCUCCAAGAUUCCAGCAGACAGCACCGGCCUCCGUCGAGAUCGAUGGCCGCCAUGACGACAGAGUGCCACGGGUGCGCUUUUUACUUCAGGAUGCCGCCGACAAAAUGUGCCUUCUGCUGGCGGAAACAAUCUGCCACAAUGGUCUCGCGUCCUUCUUCUUUGGACGUCAACCGACGGAAAUGAAAAAUGCUAUCGUUCAGUUCAUCACGGAGAAAAUUGUUUCGAAGGAAGCUGCUGGCCUGGUGGAGGGCAGUGAGCUAUGGGGUCAGUCUACCAGAAGCGCCCUCCUGGUCUUGAGGGGCCUGUUUGCGGGAGGAAUAUUAUCCUUUGCGUUGAGCCAGAAGCGAUGGUCCGUGAAUUUCGGGUUGGAUCGCGACCGUGUGCCCAGCACAGCUCUUGCGGUACCGUACCGGGCAAAGGGCGUCCCCGCGAGAUCAGAAUUCAGUCAUCCGGACUUGCAAAUUGUCCUGACUUGCUUGUCCUACUAUUAUGGUGGGCUAAGCGACAAAGAUAUUCUUUUGUCGUUCGAGCACCUCACCAAGUCCGACCAGGCUGAGCAUGAAUAUGCCACAUGGAUCGCUCCGACGUCACUUCCAACAGCCUUUCGAAGCCUGGAUGGUGUCAAUAUCCGCGACAGGGAGCAGUGUUCCCGCACGCUCUUUCCGCAGCUGAGGUACUCAAAAGGAGCAAUCGACUACUUCCUCUCCAGGAUCGUUUUCCCACGAGAAAUGAAAGAGUUCCCACAGAAGCUGUCCGCAUCUGGCUGGGAUAUCGGACGUUCAAAGGCGCAUCCGACGACAGCAUUUUCAGGCACAAAUGACAGCCGGCAUCUCCUGCCCCUAGAAAUGAAUCAGCUUGAAGUUCCCAGCCAAGUGCAUACCAAUGCCUUGGUCCUGAAUCAUCUCCUAUCGGCGGACAAUAAAGUGGUCUUGCUUUCGGAGCUCGGACACACCGGACCCUGUGUCAGCUCCCAACUCCUGAACACCAUCGCGGAGAUGAAGCCUGAGCCAAGAGUCAUCUUGGAUAUUGGAGCCCAGAUUCUGGAGCUCACAAAUGAGCAAGUGGCGACCGCAUGGCUUGAGCUCCUUUCAGACCGAGAUGACAUCCGGGCUGCGAUCUUCUGCAACGACUUGGACGAGCUAAUUGUGGUCGAUCGGCUGGGCCGCCGUGAGCCAUUGCAAACGUCCUCUUUCGCAAAGCAGAUGGAUGUCUGCCUUGUCUUUUUAGACGAGGCGCAUUGCCGCGGGAUCAACCUGGCCCUGCCGGAGUGGUACCAGGCCGCCGUAAUCUUGGGUGCAAAGUUGACAAAGGAUCGGUUAGCCCAAGCCUGUAUGAGAAUGAGAAAGCUUGGGGCGGGACAAACGCUCGUGUUCUGCGUCCCUCAUGAGGUCGAGACGAGAAUCCGAUUGCAGAACCCCAAUCAGCAGAACUCCAAAAUCGACAUAAUGGCGAUACUCGCAUGGACAAUGUCGGAAACGCUGGAAGACACGAAACAAUCGAUACCGAUUUGGGCAGCCCAGGGACGCCGCUUUGAGCAGCAGCGCAUACUGUGGAACGAGGCAAACGCGGAAGGAGGACUCAAAGUGGACCAGGAUCUUGCAGAGAAGUUCCUCGAGAGCGAAGCGAAAAGCCUAGAGAGCCGCUACCAACCAUUCUACGUCCCACCGCCCAGUAUUUCAGAGUUGCCAAUCACGAACGGCAGCCUGGAGCGCAUCGUCGAGCGAUGCCGCGACUUUGGCGCUCAGGAUGAUCAGAGUGCAGGCCUCGAGGAGCAACAAGAACGAGAGUUGAUGCCGGAACUAGAGGAGGAAUGUGAGGUGGAGCGGCGAACGACAUUUGAGCCUGCUGGGCACAGGCUGCAUCAGAAUGUCCGCAAGUAUAUCGAGACAGGCUCGAUUCCCAGCAACGAGACAGGUUUCAUGUGGGCUUUCCAGAGCCUGGCAGAAACAACCGCAACACAGCACUUCAACGUGCGCAACUUUCCUCGAGGCCUUCGGGUGACCCAGGAUUUUGCUUGCACGCUGCAAGGGGAUGCGCCUCGCGAGAAGGGCACGGACGCAUUCCAGCGAGAAGUACGGUUCAUCCUGACCAGCUUCAAUAGCCAGAAGCAGGAUUCCAUCAUGGUAAUCAUCAGUCCGUAUGAGGCGGAGAAGUUGAUGCCAGAAAUCCGUGCAUCUCGGCACGUUACUCUGCACCUGUACGCGCCGCGACAAAACGAGAACCACGAGCCGAUCGACCUGAAUGGGACGGGACUGUAUCGGAUUUCUUCGGGCCCAACACCAAGAGGCCCAAUCUCUCGACGCUUGUUAAUCGAGCUCAACCUCUUCGCAGGACAGCUCUAUUUUAAGUCCUUCCAAGAGUACAUCGAUGUUUGCGACUUUCUCAACCUGACUUGGGGAGACCCGGCAGACGCAGAUGGGGCUGCCAUUGACGGCUUUAUUGAGCCUAGAAAGCGGGUGCGUCCGCAUUCAGGGCGAACGAACUUCCCGAGCAGUCCAGUGCAGUUCCUGCGGAUCCUGAUGUCGAAGAUCCGGCGAGAUGGCAGCAGCAUUGACCGUACUCACGUCGGGAAGAUGCUGAACGGGGUCUUGCUGACGGAGGACGACUUUGCGCCCCGUCCCAAGCGCAAAGCUGAUGCGAUGGAGGAGGGCGUGGACGAGGGCACCAUGUUCGUCGAGGGGGAGGAUGAUGGCACGUCUCAGGCGGAUGCUUAG
Purpureocillium lilacinum is the source of this 5022-nucleotide messenger RNA. NCBI's taxonomy places the organism in Eukaryota, Fungi, Ascomycota, Sordariomycetes, Hypocreales, Ophiocordycipitaceae. The record is from RefSeq and is a predicted model, not a curated record.